AAUUCAACUUUGUUAUUGGUGUGGAACUGAAGAUGGUUUAUCUGAUUUAUCUAAAUUAUUAACUAAUCAGUAUAAAAUAGUUUAUCCAUGUUGUAAAACAUGUAAAGAAUUAGAAAAAGAUCAUUUUACUCGUUUGGAGAUUAAAGUUGGGAAAAAUA
Racocetra persica is the source of this 158-nucleotide messenger RNA. The record is from the annotation of a GenBank genome assembly. NCBI's taxonomy places the organism in Eukaryota, Fungi, Glomeromycota, Glomeromycetes, Diversisporales, Gigasporaceae.